Molecule: messenger RNA, 3230 nt
Organism: Epinephelus fuscoguttatus (brown-marbled grouper)
Lineage: Eukaryota; Metazoa; Chordata; Actinopteri; Perciformes; Serranidae
Gene: lrrc14b
Product: leucine rich repeat containing 14B
Exons: 3
Coding region: 336-1919 (527 amino acids)
Biological process (GO): negative regulation of DNA-templated transcription; positive regulation of cell population proliferation; negative regulation of cell differentiation
Cellular component (GO): cytoplasm
Source: RefSeq, a predicted model, not a curated record
AUAGUGACAAGUUUCCGCAUGGCAUUCAGAUGUUGUUCUUACUUAUCUCUCUGGCGAAAGUUGCAAAUGGACACUGUGCCUGACGAAGGACGUGAGACAGCUGUUUCUAAUAAUAACCUCUACCCUCUCACCGACCACGCGACCCCUCAAGCCUCGCCACAGCAAGUGUAGCGCUAGACAAAUGCACAACACUCAGACAGACAGCAACAGAGGAAAUCAACAAAGCAGGAGCCAGGAGGAGGCCAGUGACAGUGACACGCAGAGCUGUUAGACUGCAGCUCUCAUCAAAAACCCACAGACCUGUUGGUACCAAAAAAAGAAACAAAAACAGAAACAUGAAGUCACUGCGAUUCCUUGCUGCAGAGAGCUUCAUCCACAGUGGUCCGAGUGCUUUGGAGAACCUCGGCUGUUUGUCUUUUAAUCUCUUCCCACUUCUCUUCAAGGCCUGCUACCUCCAUGAGCAGGCUGAGUUGCUGCAUGCUCUGGUGCAGGCAUGGCCUCUCCCUGUGCUCGACCUACAAAGACUCCUGGGAAACACAGUCGACUGUCAGACAGACUUAACCUCAUGCACCUGCAGGCGUUGUCUGGAGGCGAUUCUGACCGGCUUAAAGGAUUAUGUGCUGUCUCCUCCAAGAACCUAUGCCAAGAGACUGCAUAUGGUGGACCUGACUGCCCUGAGGGACAUUGAGCACCAGGCCUGCCCCUGCCAGUCCACCCUGGGUCGAUGGGCAAGAACCCAGCUCCUGACCCAAAUGUGCUACGACACCAUGGUGGCCAUGCAAGACAGCAACGUGUCCCCAUCUGCCUUUGAAACAUCUAUUGACGUCCGUCUGAACGGCUUUGUCACAGGCCGCAACUACGAGCUGGUGGCUCAGGCCUUCCUCCUCCUCCGCUACUGUCCGCUGAAGCCUCGUUUUGUUGGUUUCCGGGCAGAUUCCCUCACUCUAAAACAGCUGUUUUAUGUUCUUCGCCUGGCAGAACCUGAGAGUAUUUCAAAGCUGGAGGUAGUCCACAAUGUUCACCUGGAGGCCCCGCACUUAGAGGUGCUGCUGUCCAAGGUGGAAUUCCCCAAAUUACAGUCUUUGACCCUGCCGACUGGGGCGUUGGAUGUGAGGAGGUUGGGCUCUGAAAGUGAUGAUGUGCUGUCCGUCAUCGGCAACCUGCUGGCACAAAUGACCUGCCUGACUGAGCUCUGUGUUGGUUUCUCCACGUUAACUGGGCACCUUCGCAGACUGCUUAGUCCUCUCAACACUCCCCUGCAGUGCUUGGAGUUGGCCAAUUGCGGCCUGAACCGUCUGGACAUGACGUACCUGUCCAACAGCCUCCACUGUGAGUUCCUGGUCCGCCUGGACAUCAGCGGACACGACAUCUUCGGCUCUUUCUCCACCUGUUUCCAGAAGCUGCUCAGCCGCUGCUCAGCCACACUGGUCAGCCUGGCCCUCGAAGAGUGUAACAUAGAGGACGAGCACAUGGACGCCUUCACUGAUGCUCUGGCUUGCUGUCAGGGGCUGGAGGAGCUCAAACUCCUGGGAAACCCUCUGACCUCUGCAGCCCUGCGGAGAUUAUUCUCCAUGCUGUCUGCAGGCUUUCCUAAGUUAAAAUACAUCGAGGUUCCAGUUCCCCGCGAGUGCUACUCUGAGGAUGUCACGUAUCCUCUAGGUGACUCGGACCUACUGUUGUACAACAAGGAGCUGUUUCAGGAGGUCAGGGACCAGCUGAUGGGAAUCCUAGAGGGAGCUGGAAGAGGGAGUGUGGAGGUGUGCACCCCUCUCAUGGGGGCCUAUGACCCUGACAUAAAUGAGACCAGCAAUGAGCUGGGAGUGUCCAUGUUAAAAUCUUUUAACUGUGUCAUUGGGAACUUUAUAGGUAGUAUUACUGAGGUGGACAACAGGAGAUCACAGGCUCAGAAAGAUAAUUAGUGGGUUUGCAUGUGGAAAGACGGGAGUUAAAACAGACUGACAUAAAAGGGCUAUGAACUCAGAUUGUUUACAUGAAUGUAGACUUUUGUGUAAAGCAGAUCUGAAUCUUCACACCUUACAGAAAUGGUAAUGCUUUGCUGAAAGUUUCUUUCAAAGCCAUGUUCCAAGGCCAUGCUGGCUUUAUAUAUUUUAAUGUAGCGCUAGUACAGAUAGCUAGCAUACUGACAUUACUGUUCUCUGCAUGGCUGAAGUCCGACACUUUGAAAACAGAUCUAGUAUACUAGCUGCAGGACGUUUGUGUAAAAUGAGUGCUUAAGAGUUUUUAUAUAGUUCUCUGUCUGUAUUUUUUUUUUAUUUAUAACAAUCGCACAUACUCAAGACCUUUUUGUUUUGGUUUGGUUUUAUUUAUUUAUUUACUUUUUACAAAUUUAGUGUUUUCUGUUCUUUGCCACUCUGCAGGACAAGGCUGUUAAGCAGAGUGAAUGUAGCAUGUCUUCAGAUCUUCACUGUGUCCUCACCUUGUGAGAUUUUUUUAAAAAGUUUAUAUCUUGAAUAAUAAGCUAAACUUUAAAAAAAUCAUUAAAUUGAGAUAUUGGCCUACUGUAUUAUUUUUUCCCCCCAACAUUUACUCACACUCCUUAAAAUCAAGGCCUCACAACCCUCCAUGGAGUUUUGGCGACCCCUUGUGGGCACUGGGACCUCCAGGUUGGGAGCCACUGAUUUUCAAUUUCUAUUUAUCAUACUAAAUAAGUCUUUUGCAUAAAUAGGAUGUACAGGAAAUUCAUUCCUGAUGAGAUAUUGUCUCCACAGUACUUCCCUCAGUCUGUAAGCCACACAGAUGCAGUGCAUGUAGAUGUAGCUACCGUGGUUGUUAAGGUAGAUACUUGAAGAUAUUUUCUUCCCUGAAUCUACUGUACAUGUCCUUAUGUCUAUAUUCUGGUUUAAAUGAUGUUCAUAACUGGAUUUGUAAAUGUAAAUACCAGCACUCUUUUUAAACAUGGGACAGAUUCAGAUUCAUUAAGUAUACCUGUAACCAUUUCCUUUUGUCAUACCAAUAAAUCAGCUUUUUUUACAAUCAUUACAUUAAAAAUGACACUGCCACAUCUUCAAAAUUGUCUAUUUUUUAAUGAGCACUGUUUUAUACAUGUAAGAUUUCAUUUUAAAUAUUACACCAGGGGACAACCAUGCACCGACUGAAGACUGAGGAUUAACAUCGCUGAACAGGAACCGUCUAUUUCUUCAUCCACUCCUCCCUUUCUUUCCUCUCACGAAUCACCUCGUCGAGAUAUGGUGUCAGGUAACGGACAUCCU